This is a messenger RNA of Exaiptasia diaphana, 2533 nucleotides long. RefSeq names its product alpha-(1,3)-fucosyltransferase fut-6. Lineage: Eukaryota; Metazoa; Cnidaria; Anthozoa; Actiniaria; Aiptasiidae. The record is from RefSeq and is a predicted model, not a curated record. Gene Ontology annotation, molecular function: alpha-(1->3)-fucosyltransferase activity. Gene Ontology annotation, cellular component: membrane. The transcript has a single exon. The coding region runs from base 25 to 1296 and encodes 423 amino acids.
ACGAAGCAUCAUUAGUUGAAUAACAUGGAUUACAGCAAAAUAAUUGUGUAUCUAAACAGCAUUAACGUACGAAACUUCACAGUUUUUGCUUUGUUAGCAAGCACGACCUUAAUAUGGACGCUAAAUUACUUCAAUUUUCCACUGCUGUCGUACGACCAGCCUCGACACAUCGAUGAUCGCAUUCGAGUCAUAAACAAUGAACUACGACGAAUGAAGUCUACGCUUGAGGUCGAAACCAAGAGAAAAAGUUUCGUUGAGUAUUCACGUCUUGCACAAAGUAGACCAACAAAGCUAGUGCUGGCGUACACGGCUCUUUUUCAUGAGAAACCAUGGGGCUGGAUGAAUAGCACUAAGAUGUUCAACCACUGGGAGGGAAUAUCAUGUCCCUACUUCCAGUGCAGACUUAGUUUUGAUAAUAACGAGUUUAAACGCGCUGAUGCAGUGUUGUUUCACUCAAUGGAUCUACCAGGUCGAGUUGAGAUGUUUCGGAUCUCGAAGCAAAAACCUAGACGGCAAAAAUGGGUGUAUUUCGCAUUGGAGAGCCCGCAGUUCAACCACGACUCAAAAUGGCUAAACAAUCUCUUCCACUACACUCUUACUUACAGGCGAGACUCUGAUUUUUAUUCUCCAUAUGGCUUUUCCUAUCGCGUUACCAAUGGAAUUGAAGCCGAUGAUGAGAUCAAUGCAAUAUUAAGAUCUAAAGAGCAUUUGAUAUUUUGGGCUUCUAGUCACUGUGACCUUCCGCGUGAGAAAUUCAUAAAGAAAUUGCUAAAACACAUCAAAGUUGAUGUUUACGGCAAGUGUGCUAGCUUUGUGGGAGUCAAACCGUCCGGAGACUGUAAAUUAAACGAUCCAAACUGCAAUAACCUUAGAAGAAAAUAUAAAUUCUUGUUGGGCUUUGAGAAUUCAAAUUGUAGGGAUUACAUAACCGAGAAGUACUGGGGCGCACUUAAGUUGGGAAUUGUACCUAUUGUUCUCGGAGGGGGAGAUUAUAGAAAUAUUGAUCUGGCUAUUCCAGGGUCUUUUAUUAACGUACUAGACUUUAAAUCCGUAAAAGAACUCGCUGAACAUUUAAAGUAUUUAGAUUUAAAUCAAAAAGCUUAUAUGAAAUAUCAUGAAUGGAGAAGAACUUACAAAGAGGUGACGUAUGCGCCAUGGACUUGCCAGCUUUGUGCAGCUCUGAAUAUCGACGCAAAGAAGACUUACAUCAAACGAAUAAGUGACUUUUGGAGUGCGUCUAAGCACUGUCAUAUCACUGACAAAGCUAUUGAAAAAAUAUUGAAGGCCAGUGAUUAAAGGGUUUUGUCAGGUCAAAGUUUGUGAGUGCGCCUGUGCCGUUGAGGGUGCACAUUUCCAGAAAGGAUGGAAUCUCGUCAAAUCUUUUUUUUUUCUUCAAAAAUUAUACGAAAGGUAUUGAAUUUUGAGCUUUUCUUAAGCUGGAAAAACUACCAAACCAGGACCAAGGAAAUGACCUAUCAAAGUUGAAUAAAUUAAUAAACAAAUGAAUGGAUAUCUGAACGCUGAUGACCGGCUCCAAGUUAMAAGACACAUUCUCCGUCGUAUUGUCGUUGUCUGACUGCUUUUUGCGCGCCGGUUCACGCUACGACAUAAGCAUAUACACAAACAGAAGCUGGUUCACACUUGAAAUAAGCAUUUGGGCUUAUAUAAUGCUUAUGUUUUGCCGGUAUACUGAUAUUUUCUUAUAUUUCAGCUUGUGUUUCCUUAACUAUAGUCUCCUUCUGUCUUUGCUCAUGUUGUAAGUGAAUGGGCCCUUUUAAAAGCGUCGGACCUUUAUUAUUGCUGGUAUAUACUAGAAUUAAUUUAUUAAUGCAUUUGAAUCAACAGAUAUAUAAAUGARAUGAAUGAAAGAAGAAACGAAAGAAUAAAUCAAUKAAUGAUAGAAAACUGGSAAAAGGAAUAAAUAAAUAGAAAUUGCAAAGAAAGUACAAUUAGACRAAGAUAACAAAGGAGAUCAGGGAAUUAGAACAGAAAGGGAGAAUCCAAUAAGCAAGCGUACCAUAGCAAAUUAACGGUUGCUUCACUACGUAAUAAGGUGUCGUUCACUGAUAAUAUGCCGGCGAUGAAAAAAAGCGAAGAAUUAUCAUAGAAAAUUUAAGGUUGUCUAACUAUGUAAUAAGAUCUCUGUCAUUAAAGAGAAAGAUAUUGGAUUGAUGAAACUGAAUUGUGAAAACAAACAUUAGACAAGCAAUUAUACAAUUUUUUUGAGUUUGAUGACGACCAUGGGGUUGGAUAAGUAGUAAGGUGAUAUUCUUACGUCCUUUUCCUAAUCACCCCUUUGGCAAACACGGAAAACUCGACAAUUCGCAGCCGAGAACCGUUAAGUCUAUCAUUAAACAGCUGAUAAAACAAUAUAUCACCUUCAGACAACUCYAUUCUGCAACAGUUGAAAGUGUUUUGAGAUGCAAACAUUUCACAAUAUCACACACAACUAAGGCGUCAUCAUAUUACCKGAAAAUGAUACAAAUGCGGCAAAGAUUUCGUUUUACUAUUUGCUGAGUGUAAAUAUUUACAA